AUGACAUCUCAAGAAGCAUCAUUGAGCUCCGACAUUGCCAAACUGUUUGCAAAAGACGUGGUACUACCAGGGGAUGUGAAAAGCUGCUUAGAUAAGCUCAACAAGCACUAUCAAGACGAAUAUGGUGACGAUGGCGAUGAUGGUGACAAUGGCGUUGUUCUGGAUGCGUUUGCCACUCGGCAGGUGAUGUGUCUUAUCAUGGGCUGCCUCAAAGACGCAACUGCUAUGAAAGAGUGGCUAAAGACGAACCACAGAAAUAAGACAAUGUAUGACCGAAAUCUGCCAGUGCCGCUCGGAAAGGUAGAAGGCCUUUCCAGCACGGAUGAGCAGGAGAAAUUCAAUGAUUUGCAACGGAAGUUGUGUUGGCCCUAUGAGAUGGGAGAACACUCGGAUGUUGUAUCGCCCAUGCUCUCUCCUUUUUAUACAUGCAACGGUCCAGUUGGAAAGGGGGCAUAUGCCAUUGUUGAGCCUGUCGAACGCGUGCAUCAUGUCGGAGAGAAAAAAAUUAUACGCUAUGCACGAAAGAGAUCUCUUGCAGGGAAAUCCGAGACAGCAUUGAAUGAAUUGAAGACCUUUACGAACAUGGGCUCUCAUCACCACGUUGUUCAGUUGGUGGGAUCGUACAGUUAUAAUGGCGAUAUGAACAUUAUUCUGAGUCCUUUGGCCGAUCACAACCUCUCUGAGUACCUGGAGGCUGAUAUGAACCCUCGAAAGGAAAAGGCCCUUAAGCGGUCGUUUGGGUGCCUGCUCUCCGGACUUGGAUUUCUUAGUGUCAAAAUACGACAUAAGGAUAUCAAACCACAAAAUAUCCUUAUUGAUGGAAGCAGGAUCUUGUUCACUGACUUCGGCAGCGCCUACAUGUUCGAAAAAGGACUUGCAGAGACUUUUCGAACAUUGCCUGGACUCAUCAAUCCAAUGUACGCUGCUCCCGAGGUUUUCAUAUCCAAUGAAAGGAGAGACGUAAAAACCGAUUUGUUCUCUCUAGGCUGCGUCUUCGCGGAAAUCAUAGCAGUUCUCUCGGGUAUGACAAUUACCGAAUUUUACGAGGAAAUAAAGGGAGUCGACGGAGAAAGUCGGGGCAUCCAGUAUUCGGACAAAGUCGAUGAGUUGCACAAAUGGCUGGACACAGUCAAAGCAACGCGACCUGACCUUUCCACACCCAUCGAUUGGUGCAAGAAGAUGACCAAGCAUGACUUAGCUGAACGCCCAAAGAUUACUACUCUGAUCCAAGAUGCAAGGAAGCAAUGCAUGAGCAAUGGUGAAUCGGAGGCUUAUUUCUGCGUGGAUUGCCUCAGUAAGCCAGCCGGUGGUACAUUGGAUCUGGUGACUGAAGAGGAGGAUGUGAGGGGAGAGGAUAACAUCAUCAGUGACACGGAAAAGGUCAACAAAAAAGACGACUACGGUGUGACACGGCUGAGCGCAGCCGCAUCGCAGGGAGACGAGAAGCGGGCGAAGAAGCUUCUAGAUGCAGGAGCAGAUCCUAACAUAAAGGAUCCGAACGAAGCGGGCACGUCAUUGCACUGGGCUGCCGAGGGCGGUGACCCGAACACGAUCAGACACAUCUUGAAGAAGGGAAAUGUCAAGAUCAAUGACCAAAGUCGCUUUCAUGGCACUCCGCUCUGCUGGGCGGUGCAAAAGAGAUUUCUGGCUGCCGCGGCAGUUCUGCUCGAGUUCAACGCGAAUGUUGAUUUGAAGAAUCAGACUGGUUUAACGCCGCUGCACCUGGCGGCUCAGAAUGGAGAUGCAGAUAUGGUCAAGCUUCUGCUUGACCACAAUGCCAGCACUACAGAAACAGACAAGAGGGGCCGGACGGCGCUGAACUUGGCACAAGAAAGCGGAGAGGAAGAGGUGGUCGCAUUGCUUCGAGAUGCGAGCCAUGUUCCGGUGGACGAAGACCAGGGACAGACUACUACCUCGAUGCCAUAUCGGCUUGCUCAGGAGCCGAACUACUAG
Molecule: messenger RNA, 1953 nt
Organism: Trichoderma aggressivum f. europaeum
Lineage: Eukaryota; Fungi; Ascomycota; Sordariomycetes; Hypocreales; Hypocreaceae
Exons: 1
Coding region: 1-1953 (650 amino acids)
Biological process (GO): protein phosphorylation
Cellular component (GO): nucleus
Molecular function (GO): protein kinase activity; ATP binding; protein binding
Source: RefSeq, a predicted model, not a curated record